AUGAGACGUUCUGGCAGUGCCGGAAUGGUUCGACUUGCACUGCGAUGUGAGGAAGCAGGAGCCGUGUGUGUGGAGAUGGAUGCUCCGAAGGCUUUAGCGUGCGGACUCUGGGAGAUGACAGCAGGGACAUCACUGAGACUGCUGCUGCUUUUCUGCUGUGUGGGACUGUUGGUGGCAGCCGGCGAUCAGCCCUGUGGUGGAUUAGUUCAAGGACCAAAUGGCACAAUAGAAAGUCCUGGAUUUCCUUAUGGUUACCCGAAUUAUGCGAACUGUACUUGGAUUAUCAUUACAGGAGAAAGGAACAGGAUACAGCUAGUAUUCCAGAUCUUUGCUUUAGAAGAAGAUUUUGAUAUUCUAUCCAUUUACGAUGGGCAACCACAACAGAGCAACUUGAAACUGAGGGUGACUGGCUUCCAACUUCCAUCACCAAUUGUUAGCACAGGCUCAAUCCUUACACUCUGGUUCACCACAGAUUUUGCUGUCAGUGCACAAGGAUUCAAGGCUGUUUAUGAAGUUUUGCCAAGUCACACAUGUGGCAAUCCGGGUGUCAUACAGAAAGGAGUGCUGCACGGUACCAGAUUUAACAUUGGGGAUAAAAUUCGCUACACCUGUGUCACAGGUUAUAUCCUGGAAGGUCACGCAAUACUGACCUGCAUUGUUAGCCCAGGAAAUGGAGCAUCAUGGGACUUCCCACCACCUUUUUGCAGAGCUGAAGGUGCAUGUGGCGGGACAUUGCGUGGUACUAGCGGAAUGAUUUCCAGUCCAUACUUUCCAUCAGAAUACAAUAAUAAUGCUGACUGCACGUGGACUAUCCUGGCUGAGCCUGGAGAUACCAUUGCACUCAUCUUCUCUGAUUUCCAACUUGAAGAUGGAUAUGACAUGCUCGAGAUUAGCGGGACUGAUGCACCAACAAUAUGGCUGACUGGUUUGAAUUUGCCUUCGCCUGUCAUCAGUAGCAAGAAUUGGCUGCGGCUUCACUUCACAUCAGACAGCAACCAUCGACGCAGAGGGUUUAAUGCACAGUACCAAGUGAAAAAGGCCAUUGAGCUGAAGUCCAGAGGAGUCAAAAUGCUUCCCAGUAAGGACAGUGAUCACAAGAAUUCUGUCUUAAGUCAAGGUGGAGUUGCUCUGGUGCCAGCUGACAUGUGUCCUGAUCCAGGAGUACCAGAAAAUGGCAAAAGAACAGGGUCUGAUUAUAGGUUGGGAGCCAGUUUACAGUUUUCAUGUGAUGACAGCUAUGUGCUUCAGGGGUCCAAAAGCAUUACUUGUCAGAAAGUGACAGACACAUUGGUUGCUUGGAGUGAUCACAGGCCAGUCUGCCGGGCGAGAACAUGUGGCUCCAAUCUACGAGGGCCGAGUGGUACUAUCACAUCCCCCAAUUAUCCAGUCCAAUAUGAAAACAACGCGCAUUGCGUCUGGGUUAUCACAGCAAAUAAUUUGAACAACAUCAUUAAGUUAAAAUUUGAAGAAUUUGACCUGGAACGAGGUUAUGACACCUUGACUGUAGGAGAUGGAGGGAAAGUGGGAGAUACCAGGACAGUGUUAUAUGCACUUACCGGUUCAAGUGUCCCUGACUUAAUUGUGAGCAUGAGCAAUCAGAUGUGGUUGCACUUACAGUCUGAUGAAACCAUUGGAUCACUGGGAUUUAAGGCUUUGUAUGAAGAAAUCGAAAAGGGAAGCUGUGGUGACCCCGGUGUUCCUGCUUAUGGUAAAAGAAGUGGAGACAGUUUUUUACACGGCGACACGUUGACAUUUGAAUGCCAAUCAGCCUUUGAAUUAGUUGGAGAGCGGACCAUUUCAUGCCAACAAAAUAAUCAGUGGUCCGGUAACAAACCGAGCUGCGUCUUCUCCUGCUUCUUCAAUUUUACCACACCAUCCGGCAUUGUGCUAUCGCCAAACUAUCCUGAGGAGUAUGGCAACAACAUGAACUGUGUGUGGCUGAUCAUCGCAGAACCAGCGAGCAGGAUUCACCUAAUCUUUAAUGAUUUUGACAUCGAGCCUCAGUUUGAUUACCUCACCAUAAAGGAUGAUGGGAGCGCUGACUCUACAGUUCUCGGAACUUUCUCUGGUGAUGAUGUGCCUUCCCAGCUGGCCAGCAAUGGGCAUAUCACCCGCCUGGAAUUCCAGUCUGAUCAUUCCACCACUGGACGUGGCUUUAACAUCACAUACACAACUUUUGGCCAAAAUGAAUGUCAUGACCCUGGCAUUCCGGUCAAUGGAAGAAGGUUUGGUGAUAUAUUCCUGCUGGGAAGUUCUGUCUCUUUUCAUUGUGAUGAAGGCUUUAUUAAAACCCAAGGAUCUGAGACCAUAACCUGUGUUAUACAAGAGGGAAAUGUCAUCUGGAAUUCUGCUGUUCCGCGAUGUGAAGCACCUUGUGGUGGCCAUUUGACAGCACCGAGUGGGAUAAUUUUAUCUCCAGGAUGGCCAGGAUAUUACAAGGACUCUCUAAACUGUGAAUGGGUGAUCGAAGCAGAACCACGGCAUUCUAUCAAAAUAACAUUUGACAGGUUUCAAACUGAAGUUAAUUAUGACACGCUCGAAAUUCGAGAUGGGUCCAUUAAUUCAUCACCUUUAAUAGGAGAAUACCAUGGGACACAAGCACCCCAGUUUCUGAUCAGCACUGGCAAUUAUAUGUACCUUUUACUAACUACUGACAACAGCCGUUCAAGUGUUGGUUUUCAGAUUCACUAUGAAAGUGUCACCUUGGAACUAGAUUCAUGCUUAGACCCGGGAAUUCCUGUAAAUGGGCGACGGCAUGGAAACAACUUCUCAAUUGGAUCGACUGUGACCUUCAGUUGUUGCCCUGGUUACACAUUAAGUGAUGAUGACCCUCUAAUAUGCGAUGAUAAUCGUCAAUGGAACCAUGCUUUACCGAGCUGUGAAGCUUUCUGCGGUGGCUAUGUUCGUGGUACAAGUGGAACUAUUCUGUCUCCUGGAUUUCCAGAUUUUUAUCCUAAUUCCUUGAACUGCACUUGGAUAAUUGAAGUUUCACAUGGAAAAGGUGUGCAGUUGGUAUUUCACACAUUCCACCUUGAGAGUUCUCAUGACUACUUAAUUAUCACAGAGGAUGGGAGCUUCACCAAUCCUGUAGCAAGGCUCACAGGCUCUGCCCUGCCUCCAACUAUUAAUGCAGGUCUAUUUGGAAAUUACACAGCACAACUACGUUUCGUCUCAGACUUUUCAGUUUCUUAUGAGGGAUUCAACAUCACGUUCUCAGAAUAUGAAUUGGAGCCUUGCGAUGAUCCUGGCGUUCCUGCUUUCAGCAGAAGAAUUGGGUUUCAGUUUGGAGUAGGGGACUCAUUGACCUUUUCCUGCUUUCCUGGAUACAGACUUGAAGGUGCUACUCAGAUCACCUGUUCUGGAGGAGGACGGCGUGUAUGGAGUGCACCUCUUCCAAGGUGUGUGGCUGAAUGUGGAGCCUCUGUAUCAGCGACAGAAGGUACUCUCCUGUCACCAAACUACCCAGCCAACUAUGACAACAAUCAUGAAUGCAUCUAUAGAAUAGAGACGCAGUCAGGGAAAGGAAUCCGCCUUCGAGCCAAGAUGUUUGAACUUCAACAAGGCGAUGUUGUCAAGGUGUAUGAUGGAAAAGACAACACAUAUCGGUCCCUUGGAGUGUUUACUGAAUCUGAAUUGCUGGGAGUUGUGUUAAAUAGCACAUCAAACCAUAUAUGGUUGGAGUUUAAUACAAAUGGAACAGGGACUGGCCAUGGAUUUGAGUUAACAUAUGCAAGCUUUGAUUUGGUGAAGUGCGAGGAUCCAGGAACUCCUAAUUACGGCUACAAGCUGCGAGAUGGAGGGCACUUUGCCGACACUGUGAUCUUAUACAGCUGCAACCCAGGAUAUACACUGCAUGGAAGCAAUACACUGACGUGCCUGAGUGGAGAUCGGAGAGUAUGGGACAACCCUUUGCCAUCAUGUAUAGCGGAGUGUGGAGGCCACUUCAAAAGUGCUACUGCUGGGAGGAUUCUGUCCCCUGGCUACCCAGCACCAUAUGAUCACAACAUCCACUGUACUUGGAUUAUAGAAGCUGAUCCAGGAAAAACUGUCAGCCUUCAUUUUAUUGUCUUUGACACUGAGGCAUCACAUGACAUUCUGAAAGUGUGGGAUGGACCAGUAGAAAGUGAUAUGCUGCUGAAGGAGUGGAGUGGUUCCUCACUGCCUGAUGAUGUCUACAGCACAUUUAACUCCAUAACACUUCAGUUUGACACUGACUUCUUCAUCAGCAAGUCAGGCUUCUCCAUACAGUUCUCAACUUCAACAGCCACUACCUGCAAUGAUGCUGGAGUUCCACAGAAUGGAACCAGGAGUGGAGACAGCAGAGAGCCUGGAGAUACUGUGACUUUUCAGUGUGAUCCAGGUUAUCAGCUACAAGGAACUGCUAAAAUUAUGUGUGUGCAGGUGGACAAUAGAUUCUUCUGGCAACCUGAUCCUCCAACAUGUACAGCUGCCUGUGGUGGGAAUCUGACAGGCCCUGCAGGUGUCAUUUUAUCGCCUAACUACCCUCAACCUUAUCCUCAUGGGAAAGAAUGUGACUGGAGAAUUAAAGUCAAUCAAGACUAUGUCAUAGCACUGAUAUUUAAAAGUUUCCAUAUGGAGCCCAGCUAUGAUUUCCUUCAUAUCUAUGAAGGGGAAGAUUCCAACAGCCCUCUAAUUGGCAGCUUUCAAGGAUCACAGUCACCUGAGAGAAUAGAGAGUAGUGGUAAUAGCCUUUUUCUGGCCUUUCGAAGUGAUGCCUCUGUCAGCAUGGCAGGAUUUGCCAUUGAUUACAAAGAGAAACCUCGAGAAGCAUGUUUUGAUCCUGGAAACAUAAUGAAUGGAACGCGCAUUGGUUUAGAUUUUAAGCUUGGUUCGACUGUUACCUAUCAUUGUGAUCCUGGCUACCAGUUAGCAAAUGUUGCUACAAUCACAUGCAUCAUUGGGGAAGAUGGGAAACCGGUCUGGAAUAGGGCUCUUCCUUCAUGCCAUGCUCCUUGUGGUGGACAACACACUGGAUCUCAAGGAGUAGUUCUUUCUCCUAAUUAUCCUCACAAUUAUACAAGUGGCCAGACAUGUCUGUACUCCAUCACAGUGCCUGAGGAGUUUGUGGUUUUUGGACAGUUUGCACAUUUCCAGACGGCACUCAAUGAUGUCGUGGAACUAUUUGAUGGACAUAGCCAGCAAGCCAGGCUUCUUGGUUCACUUUCAGGAUCACACUCCGGAGAGACCCUGCCUCUGGCCACAUCAAACCAGAUUUUGCUCAGGUUCAGCGCUAAAAGUGGAGCGUCGUCCAGGGGUUUCCACUUUGUUUACCAAGCUGUUCCUCGUACUAGUGCCACCCAGUGCAGCUCUGUUCCUGAGCCCAGAUAUGGCCGAAGAAUAGGUUCAGAGUUUUCUGCGGGUUCUAUUGUUCGUUUUGAAUGCAAUGCUGGAUAUCACCUCCAAGGCUCAAAGGCUAUUCGAUGUCAGGCUGUGCCUAAUGGGUUGGCACAGUGGAAUGAUACAAUACCAAGCUGUGUAGUACCUUGUCACGGAAAUCUGACAGAACGUAGAGGCACCAUCCUCUCACCGGGUUACCCAGAGCCGUAUGGCAACAGCUUGAAUUGCGUAUGGAAAAUCACAGUAACCGAGGGAGCAGGCAUACAGAUUCAAGUGAUAACCUUUGCCACUGAGCAUAACUGGGAUUCCUUAGAAAUAUAUGAUGGUGGAGAUGCAACUGCGCCAAGACUUGGGAGCUUCUCAGGUACCACAGUCCCUGCAUUGUUGAACAGCACCUCCAAUCAGCUCUACCUGCAUUUUCAUUCUGACAUCAGUGUGGCAGCAGCUGGCUAUCACUUGGAGUAUAAAACUGUUGGUCUUACAACCUGUCCUGAUCCAGUGGUUCCUAGCAAUGGAAUAAAGAUUGGAGAUAGAUAUUUGGUUAAUGAUGUGGUGUCUUUUAGCUGUGAAUCUGGCUAUACGCUGCAGGGACAAGCUCAUGUUUCAUGUAUGCCUGGAACUGUCCGCCGUUGGAAUUACCCAUCUCCGAUCUGCAUUGCUAGAUGUGGAGGCGAAUUGACAAACAUGAACAAUGUCAUCCUAAGUCCUGGAUUUCCUGGAAAUUACCCAAGCAACUUGGAUUGCACGUGGAAAAUUUUAUUACCCAUUGGAUAUGGUGCAGUAAUUCAAUUUCUGAAUUUUUCGACUGAAGCCAAUCAUGACUUCUUGGAGAUUCGAAAUGGGCCGCAUUACACUAGUUCUUUAAUUGGACGAUUCAGUGGAGCAGAACUCCCACCAAUGCUCCUCAGUACCACCCAUGAUACCAUCAUCAACUUCUACAGUGAUCACUCUGAGAACAAGCAAGGCUUCAAGCUCACCUACCAAGCUUAUGAGCUUCAAAGUUGCCCUGAUCCACGACCAUUUCAGAAUGGAUUUAUCAUUAAUUCUGACUAUAGUGUGGGUCAGUCUAUAUCGUUUGAGUGUUACCCUGGUUACAUCCUGAUUGGGCAACAUGUUCUUACGUGCCAUCAUGGGAUCAACAGGAACUGGAACCAUCCAUUCCCAAAAUGUGAAGCUCCCUGUAACCUCAACAUAACAUCUCGAAAUGGUACGAUCUACUCCCCUGGCUUUCCAAAUGAAUAUCCAAACUCAAUGGAUUGCAGUUGGCUCAUUACAGUACCUCCAGGACAUGGGAUUUACAUCAAUUUCACACUGCUACAGACAGAACCAGUAAACGACUACAUUGCUGUAUGGGAUGGGCCUGACCAGACCGCUCUACAACUAGGCAUUUUCAGUGGCAACACAGCUCUGGAAUCAGCUUACAGCACCACAAAUCAGGUUCUUAUCAAGUUUCACAGUGACUUCUCCGGAGGAGGAUUCUUUGUUCUCAAUUUUCACGCUUACUGGCUUAAAAAGUGUCAGCAGCCCCCAGUUGUUCCUUUGGCUACAAUACUGACUGAGGAUGAAGACUAUGAAAUAGGUGAUAUUGUCAGAUACCAGUGUCCCCCUGGGUACACACUUGUUGGCAGUGAGCUCAUGACUUGCAGGCUAUCAACACGAUUGCAGUUUGAAGGGACACUUCCAUCUUGUGAAGCACAGUGUCCUGUAAAUGAAAUUCGCAGAGCCUCUUCAGGAGUCAUAUUAAGCCCAAGAUUUCCAGAAAAUUAUCCGAAUUUCCAAACGUGUUCCUGGACAAUUCGAGUGGAACACCGGUACAAUAUUACUAUUUUUGUGGAGAUGUUUCAAAGUGAAAAACAGUUCGAUGAGCUGAGUAUAUUCGAUGGGCCCACUGGUCAAAAUCGACUGCUGGUUGCUCUAAGUGGAAAUCACACUGGACAAAGAAAUUUUACAAGUACAGGACGACACCUGUAUCUACGCUGGUCAACAGAUCAUGCAACAAGCAAAAGUGGAUUCAAAAUCCGGUAUACAGCUCCCUACUGCAGCUUGAACAGUGUCCCUUUGAAUGGCGGAAUACUGAAUAAGACAGUCGGCGCUUUAAACAGUGUGUUGCAGUUUUACUGCAAAACGGGGUAUCGACUGGUGGGCCGGAAUAAUGCCACGUGUCGGCUGUCCCCAAAUGGCAUGUAUGAGUGGGAUGCUGCAGUCCCACGUUGUCAAGCGAUCAGUUGUGGUAUUCCUAAAACCCCUGGAAAUGGCUCGGUCUUUGGCAGAGAUUAUUGUGUAGGCAGCAAGGUCAACUAUCAGUGCAAUGAAGGUUUCAGACUGGAGUCUAGUCAACAAGCAGUAGCAUUCUGCAGAGAAGAUGGAAUAUGGAGUAAUAACUGGAAGACUCCACAAUGUAAACCUGUGUCAUGUCCUCCUAUUGAAACAGUUCUUUCAAAAGACGUUGUCAAGCGGCUCGUUCAUGGGUCAAUGAAUGAAUACGGAAACAAAGUCAUGUUAAGCUGUAAACCUGGUUAUUACUUGAGGGGAAACAAGGUCAUACAGUGUCACGCUAACAGCACAUGGAGUGGGUCCAAUGAGAAAGCAAGUUGCAAAAUUGUCUCAUGUGGAGAUCUUCCUUCCCCACCAAAUGGUAACAGGAUUGGAACACUGCAAACAUUUGGGGCGACUGCAAUCUUUACUUGUAACACUGGGUACACACUGGCUGGAUCUCACGUUCGAGAGUGCCAAGUAAAUGGACUAUGGAGUGGAAUGGAAACCAGAUGCUUGGCUGGUCACUGUGGCUCUCCAGAUCCAAUUGUAAAUGGCCACAUCAGUGGAGAUGGCUUUAGUUACCGUGACACUGUUGUCUAUCAGUGCAAUCCAGGUUUCCGUCUCGUUGGCUCCUCAGUGAGAAUUUGCCAACAGGACCAUAACUGGUCAGGACAACCAGCAGUCUGUGUUCCAAUCACAUGUGGUCACCCCGGCAACCCAGCUCAUGGCAAAACUAAUGGCAGUCAAUUCAAUCUGAAUGAUGUGGUUAACUUUACCUGUAAUCCGGGAUAUUCACUGCAUGGUGCGUUAAGAGCACAGUGCCGUUCUACAGGCCAAUGGAGCAGCCCAUUGCCAAGUUGUCGAGUGAUGAACUGUACAGACCCUGGCUUUGUGGAAAAUGCCAUUCGCCUAGGGGAAGACAAUUACCCGCAAAACUUCAAGUUUGGCAGCAGUGUGGUGUACCAGUGUAAAUGGAGUUUCUACCUCCUUGGCUCAGCUGUGCUUACCUGUCAAGUAAAUGGUCUGUGGGAUCGAUCUCUACCAAACUGUUUACCUAUUUCAUGUGGUCAUCCAGACAUUCCUGCAAAUGGUGAGCUUUUUGGAAACAAGUUUACCUUUGGUUCUGUAGUUCGCUAUUCUUGUGUUGGAGCUCGAACUCUGAUUGGAAAUCAUACUCGUGUUUGUCAAGAGGAUGGUCACUGGAGUGGUUCUCUCCCUCAUUGCUCAGGAGACACUUCUGGUUUAUGUGGUGAUCCUGGCAUCCCGGCUCACGGUUCUAGACUAGGCAAUGAAUUCAAGAUAAAAAGUCUUCUGCGUUUUAGCUGUGAAGCUGGUUAUACUCUCCGAGGUUCAUCAGAACGAUCCUGCAGACCAAAUGGGUCCUGGUCGGGUAUUCAGCCAGUUUGUGAAGCUGUAUCAUGUGGAAAUCCCGGCACUCCUGAAAAUGGGAAGAUAGUUUACAAUGAUGGUGUAGUAUUCUCCAGCUCCGUUUCUUAUGCCUGCUGGGAAGGCUACAAAACGUCUGGUCUAACUACCCGGCAUUGCACUGCGAAUGGAACGUGGACUGGAUCAACUCCUGACUGCACAGUGAUUGACUGUGGUGACCCAGGUACUCUCGCUAACGGUGUCCACCUGGGAAAUGACUUCACUUAUAAUAAGACAGUGACGUAUCAGUGUAACCCAGGUUUUCAGAUGGAGCCAGCUCUAUCUUCUACACUGCGCUGCAUGAAGAAUGGCUCUUGGAAUCAGACCAAACCAGUUUGUAAAGCUAUCACGUGUUCACAGCCGCCUCUAGUGCUUCAUGGAAGAGUGCAGGGAUCAGAUUUCAGAUGGGGCUCCAGCAUCAGCUAUACUUGUUUGGAAGGGUAUCAGCUUUCCUUGUCUGCUAUUCUGACCUGUGAAGGAAACGGUGUUUGGAGAGGAGAAGUCCCUCAGUGUUUGCCCGUUUUCUGUGGAGACCCAGGGACUCCAGUGGAGGGGCGAAUUGAAGGAAGAAGUUUCACGUUCAAAUCUGAAGUGUACUUCCGUUGCCGACCUCCAUUUCUAUUAGUUGGAUCAUCAAGAAGACUUUGCCAAGCGAAUGGAUUCUGGAGUGGCAUUCAGCCAUCUUGCAUUGAUCCAACACACACUAUAUGUCCGGACCCAGGCACCCCUCAUUUUGGAAUACAGAACAGUUCCCAAGGUUAUGAGGUUGGGAGCACUGUAUUUUUCAAGUGUCGAAAGGGCUACCAUAUUCAAGGCUCCACAACACGCUCCUGUCUUGCUAAUUUGACUUGGAGUGGUGUGCAUCCUGAAUGCGUUCCUCACAGCUGCCGACAGCCAGAAACACCCGCCUAUGUGGACGUGAGAGCCAUUGAAUUGCCGAUCAUGGGUUAUACCUUAAUUUACACCUGCCAGCCAGGAUUCUACCUCGCAGGAGGAUCGGAACACCGGGCAUGCAAGGGUGAUGGGAAAUGGUCAGGAAAGCCACCAGUCUGCCGAGCUGGGCCCAAAAUAAAUGGCAGAUCAAAAGGCACUGACUCAGGAACUCAUAAAACUAAAGCUCCAGUUCCUCCAGAUGUAUUUGCUCCAAAUUCUAUAUGGAAGGGCUUCUAUGAGUACCUUGGAAAGAAACAACCAGCAACAUUAACUGUUGAUUAUUUUAAUAUUUCCAAUGGUCGUGUAAAUGUUACAUUCAUCGAACACAGCAACAUGGCAUUAAAGCUGUCGGGUAUCUAUAAAAAGGAAGAGACCCGACUUUUUUUAAAGAUCUAUCAAAUGAAGGGACCUAUUGAGAUCUUUAUAAGCAAGUUCAGAAAUGAUAACUGGGCUUUGGAUGGUCAUGUUUCAGCUGAGCCUGAAGGCAAGACCUUUGUUUACCAGGGAUUUGUCCAAGGCAAAGACUUCCGACAGUUUGGCUUUCAGAGACAAGGACCACUGGGAGGAGAACUGGAUAGAGAUAAAUCUAAUAACUACUAUAGCACAAACAGUAGUUCUGUAGCAGCUGCCAUUUUGGUACCUUUCUUUGUGCUCAUCUUAUCAGGAUUUGCCUUUUACCUCUACAAACACAGAUCAAGACCCAAAGUACAAUACAAUGGCUAUGUUGGUCAUGAGAACACAAAUGGACAGGCUUCAUUUGAAAAUCCCAUGUAUGAUACUAACUUAAAGCCCACUGAGGCAAAGGCUGUGCGGUUUGACACAACACUGAACACUGUGUGUACAGUAGUAUAGCCCUUACUUUGACUCCUGACUAACUGAUAUUAGCCAUACCUCUACCUGGCAAGCAGUAACUCCUU
This is a messenger RNA of Hemiscyllium ocellatum (epaulette shark), 10889 nucleotides long. RefSeq names its product CUB and sushi domain-containing protein 1-like. Bases 1 to 10824 code for a protein of 3607 amino acids. The record is from RefSeq and is a predicted model, not a curated record. The transcript is spliced from 71 exons. Lineage: Eukaryota; Metazoa; Chordata; Chondrichthyes; Orectolobiformes; Hemiscylliidae.